GGUCAAUAAAAUUUAUUCUUAUGGAUUGCCACAAACUUCAUUGCAACAAUUCCAAAGUUGUGCCUGAAUACCUAGUCGAGAAGGGCGCCCAUUCACCUGACGAAAAGUUGUCAGAUAGGUACGUGAUAAACAAAUCGCGGUUUAUCAGAAACAAGACAGAGGCUGAAAUUCAUUUCCUUGAGGAUCAGUUCACACAAGAUCCUUCGUGGAGCAGAAAGACCGUACAGUUCUGAAAGGAUCAUCUAGAUCUGGGGACCACCCAGAUCUAUAAAUGGGGAUUUGACAAGAAGAAGUUGCUCAAGAAAUACUCCAGGACAGUCUCUAGGCUUAGCAAUAAUGCUAAACCUGGGGACAAGGAAUAUUUCAAAGCCUUCUUUAGUUACCUCAAACUACUAAAUCAAAAGAAAUCUAAGAAAUUCCGUCAGCAGAAGAAAAUCCAAGAAAGUUCCAAAACUGAGGAUCGGAGUGAGCCAAUGAGAAUUUCGCAGCCCAAAAGUGAUACUAAGGUGAUUGGAUUAGAAAAACCAAUAGAUUACAACACUGAGGUUGGAGAAAUUCUGAAAUUAGUCGCACAUCAGGAAGAUAUUGGGAUAAAUAGAAGCUCCGAUCUUAAGGACAAUUUUUCCCGGUCCCUUGACCAGAAGUCAGCCAAGCAGGAUUCCUCCUCUUCUGACAAUCAUAGUAGUUGGUUGGAUGAACUAUGGAGGGAAGAGUUUAAUGCUAACACAUAUAUCUCGAAUUCGUCAGAUUUUAUAACUGUUACCUCUCCGUUUGAAAAUGACCAAGUCAGAUACAGCUUCGAGCAAGGAUUCAAAAUAAGUGAAGGGAUGACCCAAAAUCUGAGAAACAUCAAAGACCCAUACUUAUGAAAUUUCUUCACACAAGGAAACCUUUAGACAUGAAUACAGACCCUCAGC
Molecule: messenger RNA, 917 nt
Organism: Moneuplotes crassus
Lineage: Eukaryota; Ciliophora; Spirotrichea; Euplotida; Euplotidae
Source: the annotation of a GenBank genome assembly